AUAAAAGUCGCUCCUCUUUGUCUCCGAAUUCCCAACUCAUUCUCCCUCCAUCAACAAGCACAUUUCUAGCUAUUUUAACAACUCUUCAAACAGCACAUCACCACCAACAAAUCAUUAAUAUGAAUUCUUUCGUCACAAGGUCAAGUCCGUGACCAGCGGCGCCGGCAAGGGCGAGAGCGAGAGAAACAAGGAUCUCCUCGAUAAGGGUACGUGAUAAAAAAUUCUUGUCAUGUCAGACCGGCAAGCUAUGAGCUCGAGAGCUCUGGAAUGCCUGAUCCAUCCCAUACAGCUAAGAUUGUUGCACGCCUCCAUACCUCCAGUCAAGGCUCAUCCGAGAAUUUUGGCUCACCCAUCCCCAUGUACGAUGGGAUACUCUGUCACGUGAAUGGAUGGGAAAAGGGUUGGGUUGUCUUAUUUUCCCGAAUGCUGUGGCAGGCUUACUUGCUUGACAAGUCUGUUAACGGCUGCUGUCACGCGGACGCUAACCCAUGUGGCCCCGAGGCUGCUCGGUGAUUUGGAUAAGUCUCGCGGUGGGCUCAGGC
Messenger RNA from Lasiosphaeria miniovina, 542 nucleotides. RefSeq lists its product as uncharacterized. The transcript has a single exon. Lineage: Eukaryota; Fungi; Ascomycota; Sordariomycetes; Sordariales; Lasiosphaeriaceae. Bases 268 to 513 code for a protein of 81 amino acids. The record is from RefSeq and is a predicted model, not a curated record.